CGACAGCGCAGACAGACGACGGACCGACGAGGCAAGCGAGGUCAAGUGAGACAACGGAACACAGACAGCAGCAUCAGGCACGCAGAGGCACAACCAACCGGCAAGGAUGGAGCGGGCAGAGGUUGGCAUGGAGAAGGCGGAGCAAGAGGUGUGGCUGCUGAGGAUACCAGAGCCACUCGCCUCUGCAUGGGCAGCUGCACAGGACGGCACGCGCCUUGGCGAGAUCAGGGUGCCCACAGACGACGCCGAAGAGCAUCCUGAGAAGCGACCCAAGAUGGAGCUGCGCGCAGACGUGCCACUGCUGGAGGAGGAUCAGAAACGGGAGAAGCGGUUCAUCCCUUCCCGAUAUGCGGUGCGACAGGUGCCGACCGAGAACCUGGCCAUCUUCGCCGAGGAGCAGGCUGCGCUGAAGAACGAGGACGGGACGAUUGCCGACGACGCCGGCAGUAUCCUCACGGCGCAGGCGCUCGGGCAGGUGACCACGCGAGCAGACUGCGUCAUCAUGCAUGGGGAGGAGCUUGAUCUCUUCAUCAAGACGCGCCCGACAGAGCUCAGCGAGGACAAGAUGACAAAGGAGGCCAGCAAGGGCAUGACACAAGACGGCUUGCUUAUGACGCAGUCACUCAUCAAGACACAGAAGCGCGAGCGCACAAAGACCAGGAAACCGGAGAAGGAAGUCAAGGAACUGUUGUUUGGUUUGUUCAGGAAGCACGAGUACUACACACUGGAUCAGCUCUCACAGCUCACACAACAGCCAGCGCAAUACCUGGCGAGCAUUCUGCGGACUGUCGCUGUCAGAGAACAGAGUGGCGAACACAGAAACAAGUGGCAUUUGCGGAGAGCGUUUCGGGAGUUUGACUGAUGGCUGCUGUGCGACAGCUACCACGGAGCAAUGUGUGUGGAAGGAAACAACAGUGCGCCACAACGCUUGUUUGAUGCUACGUUGACGGCACCUUGUACACAUGGUGGAUGUGUGGAUGUGGACAUAGACACUUGCUGGUUCGAGGCGUGUGCUCUCGUUUUGUUACACGGCAUUACAUCUCGACAGCACGUUCAUGGCGCGCG
Salpingoeca rosetta is the source of this 1065-nucleotide messenger RNA. RefSeq lists its product as uncharacterized. The transcript is spliced from 7 exons. Lineage: Eukaryota; Choanoflagellata; Craspedida; Salpingoecidae. The record is from RefSeq and is a predicted model, not a curated record. Gene Ontology annotation, cellular component: transcription factor TFIIF complex. Gene Ontology annotation, biological process: transcription by RNA polymerase II; transcription initiation at RNA polymerase II promoter. The coding region runs from base 107 to 862 and encodes 251 amino acids.